Messenger RNA from Aureobasidium subglaciale EXF-2481, 1502 nucleotides. RefSeq lists its product as uncharacterized. The coding region runs from base 409 to 1383 and encodes 324 amino acids. The record is from RefSeq and is a predicted model, not a curated record. Gene Ontology annotation, cellular component: cytoplasm. The transcript has a single exon. Gene Ontology annotation, biological process: inositol catabolic process. Lineage: Eukaryota; Fungi; Ascomycota; Dothideomycetes; Dothideales; Saccotheciaceae. Gene Ontology annotation, molecular function: iron ion binding; inositol oxygenase activity.
GGCAAAGCAGCCACGUUUGAAGGUAUUGGGCGAAUGGACGCGAGUCUGCUUACGUUCGGCCCUUGGGUUUCUUCAUCCGAUGGAAGGUCUUGAGUCGUUCUAGUCUUGUCCGAACUGGGGAAGUGACGGCGUUGGACAUGAGGUCUUUGAGUUGAAAGAACGGGGCCCCAGGAUAGUGUGUGAGGGUUUGGUAGGUAAGAAGGAGAAGCCGAGUUGGAAACAAGUCCCCGAAGACAGGUAGAUAAAAGAUAGGUUCUCCUUCCUCGUUUCUGAUCACUAUUCAUCAUCGCAUUUGUCCGUUUUCUUCAUAUUUACACACUCAAAAGCAAAGAAAGAACAGUCACACAAACACCACUUUUUUGUCACACCACACCUUUCACAAAGACAUAUACACACACAUCAGGCAAAAUGGCACCCAUCGCUCUUGAGCAGCCCAAUGUCGCUGAGAACUUCAACGACCACAAAGAUGGUCUCGCCCUCGAGGCAACCUCCGACAACAUUGACGAAGUAAACGUCCUCAAGGCCGCGUUGAAAGUCAAGAACGGCACCGCCACACAAGAAGAAAAGGACAUUUACGAAAACUCGCAAUUCGACGCCGACAAGGACAAGGAGCAAUUCCGCAACUACGAGGACGCUUGUGACCGUGUAAAGAACUUUUACAAGGAGCAGCAUGAGAAGCAGACUGUUGCUUACAACCUGCGCGCUCGUAACCGUUUCCACAGCAAGACUCGUGCUGAGAUGACCAUCUGGGAGGCCAUGGAGAGAUUAAACACAUUGAUCGACGAGUCUGACCCUGACACUUCUCUAUCCCAGAUUGAGCAUCUGCUUCAAUCUGCCGAGGCCAUUCGCCGUGAUGGCAAGCCUCGCUGGUUCCAAUUGACUGGUCUGAUCCACGACUUGGGCAAGCUUCUCUUCUUCUUCGACGCAGAGGGUCAAUGGGACGUCGUCGGCGACACCUUUGUCGUUGGCUGCAAGUUCGACGACCGUAUCAUUUACCCCGGCACUUUCGAGAACAACCCAGACAGCAAGGACCCCAUCUACAGCACCGAGCACGGUAUCUACACUCCUGGCUGUGGACUCGACAAUGUCAUGAUCAGCUGGGGUCACGAUGAGUACCUCUACCACGUCGUCAAGGAUCAGAGCACUCUCCCCGAUGAGGCUCUCGCCAUGAUCCGUUACCACAGUUUCUACCCCUGGCACAAGGAAGGAGCUUACCGCUGGAUGAUGAACGAAAAGGACGAGAAGAUGUUGGCUGCCGUCAAGGCUUUCAACCCCUACGACCUUUACUCAAAGUCUGAUGGUGUCCCCAAGGUCGAGGACCUCAAGGACUACUACAUGGAGCUCAUCGACGAGUACUUCCCUCAAAAGGUCAUUAGAUGGUAGAAUGUCUCUCCAUUUUUCCCAAUCUUCUCAUGACUCCUUUGAUUUCGACUUAGCGGAAAGCAUUAUUUGGAAAUGGAAAGAAAAACUCCUUUGACCAAAAGAAAAAUCUCCACCUUGAG